Molecule: messenger RNA, 1603 nt
Organism: Chlamydomonas reinhardtii
Lineage: Eukaryota; Viridiplantae; Chlorophyta; Chlorophyceae; Chlamydomonadales; Chlamydomonadaceae
Exons: 4
Coding region: 195-536 (113 amino acids)
Biological process (GO): transmembrane transport; nitrite transport
Cellular component (GO): membrane
Molecular function (GO): high-affinity secondary active nitrite transmembrane transporter activity
Source: RefSeq, a predicted model, not a curated record
CCGAUAAGGCUAUUGCUGUUGAAGUAUAUGACACGGUAGGAAGGCGCUUAAAAAGGAUAGCCGCUGAAUCACUACCGACAUUCGACGCCCGGCCCCGACGGUCGCAACUCUCGAACUCGCACGGACUUCCGCACCUUAGUGCCACUGUCGCCCAAGCGUAGCAGCUUAUAACCAACUUGUCCUGCUUACAGGCCAUGCAGCAGGUGCUGGUGCGGUCGGUGCUGUGCAACUGGCUGGUGUGCCUGGCCGUGUGGAUGGCGCUGGCGGCCAACAACCUGCCGGGCAAGCUGAUGGGGAUGUGGAUGCCCGUCACGGCCUUCGUAACGGUGGGCCUGGAGCACUCCAUCGCCAACAUGUGGGUCAUCCCCAUCGGCAUGGCACUGGGCGCGCCCGUGUCCGCGGGUGCCUUCCUUACAGCCAAUCUCAUCCCCGUGACCCUGGGCAACGUGUUUGCGGGCGCGGUGCUGACCGCCGGCUCCUACUCGCUGGCCUUCGGGCGGCUGGGCGCGGCCUUCAACGGCGAGGCCGCCAAGUGAGAGGCCCGCAGUGGCGGGCAGCGGCGGCGGGCAGUAGCAGCUGGGGCCCGCAGUGGCUGGCAGUGGCGGCGGGCGGUAGCAGUAGCAGCUGCAGCUGCAGUUGCAGGCAGGCGUCAGAGCUACCCGGAAGCUUGAGCUGCAGCGGCGGCUGCAGCAGCGGAAUUUCGAGGAGGGUCACGGUGCACAAGAGAGGUUUCGAACAGAGCGGCAUAGCCGAGCUGCUUGUAUGAGAGCGCUUGGCUUGGGGUGCGCGGGGGGCGGGCCCGCCGCUGCGCUAUAAAAGGCAGCGUCGCCGGGGGCGGUGAGCAAGAUGUGUGUUGCGUGUCGGUAUGGCGGUGUUUGUUGUGGUAAUGGAGGGAAGCAUUGGGGAUACUAGAGCGCACCAACAUGGGCGGCUUAAUCGGCCCGUCGGCCAGAAAUGGGGAGUGGCUGAAGAUGUAAUAACGUAGCACUACGGGGCGUAAGUGAGUCCAAGUGCGCAUCGUCCGUGCGCUGCAUGGAGAUGACCGCAGGGGUGGCCGCGUCGUACUGCCGGCAGUGCUGUUGUUAAUACGGUGUAGGUGCGUCGAGCAGGUGCCCUUCUUGCUAUGUUCGUGAGUGAUUGUGUGGUCAGAAAGAUUGCGGUUAAUAAUGCUUGUUUGCGGAGGGGUUACAGAAUGCGACAGCUGCGAGUUGAGGGGGGCACACGGCGUGUCCAGCAAAUGGCACGGCUACGGACGGGCAUCUGUGCGGCAAGGCGCGGCCUCACAGGCUCCCAGACAGGAAUAAGGCAGUGAUGAGUUCCAAAUGCCACCUACCACUUGCCAGCCAGAUGCCUCGCACGUGCCGUGUCUGUUGGUUGUGCUGCUGCUUGCUGCCUAGCUCAGCCCGGGCGUGAUGUGCGUAAGGCUGUAAUUUUGAGUGACGAGGGCACAUAAGGAAGUAGGUUCGAGUCGUGAGCAUGGCCCAGACAAGCAGAAGGACGUGUGACUGGGUUUAAGAGACCACGCCUGAUCCUGCGUUGUCUGCGCGUGUCCGUGACACGGUGACAGUCGCGGAUAGCGAGGGUGCUGUAAGGAAACCCACAU